Messenger RNA from Arachis ipaensis, 2135 nucleotides. NCBI's taxonomy places the organism in Eukaryota, Viridiplantae, Streptophyta, Magnoliopsida, Fabales, Fabaceae. The record is from RefSeq and is a predicted model, not a curated record.
CACAGCAAAAAAAGCACGAGGUGCGCUUCUUUCAAAACUCUACCAAAUCAAGCCUAAAGCAAAACAAAGUCAAAGUCACUUGUAAGAUUACAAAACAACUUUCCAAGUGCAAAGUGUGAAGUGAAGUUAUCAAGGCAUGAAGAAGAAGGAGGUCUGAAAGUGGGGGAUCUGCGGCUAUGACAGCACUGUCCAACUCCAACGAUUCGGCCAUAACCUUGGAAGAAUGGAAUGGCUCUUCCACCUCCAAGCUCUCUAAGACUUUCACCAUCCAAGCUUCCUCUUCCUCUGUCUCCUUUAAAAGAUCCGGUGCCCGUUUCACCCAUCUUUGGAGACGAUUAUUGCAGGCAUUAGUUCCUGAGGGUUUUCCGAGCAGUGUGACUGCAGAUUAUGUUCCCUUUCAAAUAUGGGAUACAUUGCAGGGUCUUUCAACUUAUACAAGGACCAUGCUGUCUACCCAGGCUCUCCUUAGUGCUAUUGGGGUUGGCGAGAAAUCAGCUACUGUGAUUGGUGCCACUUUUCAGUGGUUUUUGAGGGAUCUAACCGGCAUGCUUGGAGGUAUCUUAUUCACAUUCUACCAGGGAUCAAAUCUUGAUAGUAAUGCCAAAAUGUGGCGUUUGGUUGCGGAUCUUAUGAACGAUCUUGUAUUUCGCCACUGUUUCCGUCAGCUUUUGUGAUUAUUGUUUGCCUAGGAAGCAUAUCAAGAUCAUUCAGUAAGUUCCAUCACUUCUUGAAGUUGAAAUAUAGAUUAGUAUAUGAUUACGUGUUAGUUGUUAGCUGUAGGUCUCUUACCUCCUUAUUCCAAAUUUCCACAAUGGCAGCAGUAUAUAAGACAAUCGCUAGGUGUAGUCACAAUAGUAGCAGUUUUUAUGAAGGGAGUCAAGAAACAGUGGCCACAAUGAUUGGCAUGGCAUUGGGCAUGCUUGUUGCUCGCAUCACCAUAGGACACCCACUAGCCAUUUGGGUUUGUUUUUUGUCCCUAACCCUGUUCCAUAUGUAUGCGAACUACCAAGCUGUGCGGUGCCUAGCGUUGACCUCAUUAAAUCCUGAAAGAACCACUAUUCAUUUGCAGCAUUUCAUGAAGACAGGCCAAGUUUUGUCACCUGAACAAGUCUCUGCAAAGGAACAUGUUUUACCUCUUAAGCUCACUGUAUGGAGCUCAAAGAAUGCUGAUUUGCUGUAUACAAAAGUACAUUUAGGUACAAGGGUUUCAUCAUUAGAUAACAUGGAAAUUAAGGAGCAUUUGCUUUCUGCAGCAUCUUACUAUGCAAAAGCCAAGUACUUACUAGUUGAAAGGAACGGAACUGUUAAUGUUAUUGUGCAUAAAGAUUCAAAUGCUGCUGACGUUCUGAAAUCAUUUGUUCAUGCUCUCAUUCUUGCAAUGAAUGUCUCUGAGAGCAAAUCUUCGCAUUCAGACAGCCAAAUGUGGAUCGAUAAGCACUACGACGUGUUUAUUCACAAGCUCAAGUCAUUAGGCUGGAAAACAGAACGGCUUCUAUCACCUAUAAUAUGGAGGGCAAACUGGAUCUAUAAAUCAUCUGAAAAGAAAGUCGAUUAGGUUUCAGUACAUGAAUAUUGUUCUAGAGAAGGCGACUAGCAGCACCUUCGAAAUGGAGAGUUGCUUGAAGUGGAGUUGAAUUAUGGUUGACAACGUUAGCAUGAUCUUUUAUAAGUUAUUUAUGAUUUCGCUGUGAUGCUAUGAAGAUAAAGAAAGCUUGACUAGUUGGUUGCAUUGCACUUCCACCCAACCUAAUGAUCUGUGUUUUCAUUUUGGCUCCGAGCUAAUACACUCUUCCAUCAUUAAAUAUGGUGUUUGACGCAUCUAACGCGGAUGAUACAUUCCAGAUGUAUGUCAGCAGUGUAUGAGCAAGAAGUUAGAACAAAUAAAGCAUCCUUUUAAUAGAGAUGAAUAUUUAUGUAUAGAGCUUUUGUUUUACGGAAAAUGCAUGUUUCCUUAGGCUGCAUUUGUUUUUUUUUUUUUUUGACAGGACAGAAUAUGAUACUGAGACGGAGACAAUAUAAUAAAAAUAUUAAAAAUUAUUCUGUGUAUUGUGUUUGAAUACAAUGUACAAGACACUAAUAUAAUAUCCUAAAUUAUGUUUGGAUAGAUAUAAAUAAGACAAAAAUAUUAUGCAAAA